AUGACCAGUGGCAUCUUUCCAUCCGUGCCCUCUGUGCCUGGCAAGGAGACGGGCGAGGCUGCGUCCACGUCUACUGCCACGCUCUCCAACACAUCAUCGGCUACAUCGGCUACAUCGGCCACGCAUGUCGACCUUGAGCCCCCCCACGUUCGGGAUACCAUCAAAUCGCUCCUCCUCACUCCGCACAUCGAAGGUGGAUACUAUGCCCUCACCGACUCGUCACCGACCCUCAUUCCGAGUCCCUACCCGCUGACCAGCCUAUCUGAAAAUACACUGCAACUUGUUGGCGGUCUGCGACCAGACUUUGACCCGGCCGUGCGCCGUGCCUCCUCUUCGAUACUCUACUACCUCACCCCCAGAAGUCCCGUUGGCAGCUUUCAUCGCAAUCGCAGCCGCAUCGUCCACACCCUUCACCGUGGUCGUGGCUGUUAUGUUCUCAUACACCCUGAUCGUCGUGUCGAAACAUUCGUUGUCGGUUGUGAAAUUCAAUGCGGGGAAAAGUUGCAGUGGGCUGUCGACGGGGGAGUCUGGAAGGCGAGCUACCUGUUACCGAACCAAGAUGCGACCAGCCGCUGCUUGGACGUCCACGAUGAAGAGCUGCUCAUCUCGGAGACCGUCGUUCCAGGGUUCGAGUACGCCGACCACGAAUUUCUCUCCAAAGACAAACUUUCUCAACUCCUGCCUGAGGAACUGGCUGAGAGAUAUGGCUGGUUGGUAAAGCAUUGA
Drechmeria coniospora is the source of this 726-nucleotide messenger RNA. RefSeq names its product DUF985 domain-containing protein. The record is from RefSeq and is a predicted model, not a curated record. The transcript has a single exon. Lineage: Eukaryota; Fungi; Ascomycota; Sordariomycetes; Hypocreales; Ophiocordycipitaceae. Gene Ontology annotation, cellular component: intracellular anatomical structure. The coding region runs from base 1 to 726 and encodes 241 amino acids.